This is a messenger RNA of Solea senegalensis (Senegalese sole), 935 nucleotides long. RefSeq names its product multivesicular body subunit 12B-like. Gene Ontology annotation, cellular component: ESCRT I complex; late endosome. Gene Ontology annotation, biological process: virus maturation; regulation of epidermal growth factor receptor signaling pathway; viral budding. Bases 74 to 907 code for a protein of 277 amino acids. The record is from RefSeq and is a predicted model, not a curated record. NCBI's taxonomy places the organism in Eukaryota, Metazoa, Chordata, Actinopteri, Pleuronectiformes, Soleidae. The transcript is spliced from 9 exons.
GCUGCCGGGUCGGCGGUGUAAAGUCCAGACCGGCGCAGGUCAACAGGAAGACACGUUUGAACAGAUUUCCAACAUGUCUGAAGUGAGUAGCCAGCUGCCUGCAGACCCCAUCUCUGCAGUUGGAGUCGUCACGUCUCCCAAUAAGGCUCCCGAUGGCUAUUGUGUUGUUGCACAAACAACAGAUGGCUCUGACGCCGACCUGUGGAAGGACGCCUUAUUCAAAUCCAAGGUCAAUCGCUACCUCUGUUUCACCAGAAAAACUGAGCCAGAUGUUGUCGUGGACAUGAAGGUGACUGACAUUAAGGAGGCGUUGCCAGAGGGUUUCACACCUGUCCCGGAAACAUUGGACACCAAGGAAACUGCCAUGAGGAAGAGGAGGCUCUGUGUGAGAAUGAGCCCUCGCACAGCUGCACAGACAGCUGUAUACGAUAUCCAGAUCAUCGCAAAGUCCAAGUACCAUCUUGUUGACUACACGUGUAUAGGUGAGAUUAACAAUCUGGGGAUAUGGUAUCGAACCGGAGAUGUUCCUCAGCAUCGGUCGUCCCAGGAGACGCCCGUCGCCGCCAACACAGAUGUCCCGUCCAACACAGCCAGCUCUCGACGACGUGCCCUUUGCGGUCUCCGAGCAGUUUCACGGCGACGCGAAGCAGAUACAGCAAGUCAAUUUAAUGGGCAUUACGAUCAAAUCCCUGGCAGAGAUCGAGGAGGAAUUUCACUACAACUUCAUCACAGAGCUGAGCAUCGCGCUGUAACGUUCCUGCACGACUGUCGACGUGAGCCACAACCAAGGGAUGAAGGGAUCACUUUUAAAAGAAUGAAUACACCAACAAUACAAGUGAUUUUAUUAUUCUGUAUUAUUUAUACAGAAAAAACAAUGGUUUUAUGUAACAUUCUAUACAGGUUAUAACAUUAAUUUGAAUAAAUGUUGUAAUUCA